AUGGCUGCACUCGGCGAGGAUCUGCUCAUCACGGUCAAUAAGCUGCAGGAUUUGGUUUUCAACACCAUUGGCAGUGACUCCCUGGAUCUUCCUCAGAUUGUUGUUGUCGGUUCCCAAUCCGCCGGCAAAUCUUCCGUCCUUGAAAACAUCGUCGGUCGAGACUUUCUACCGCGCGGAGCCGGCAUCUGCACUCGUCGUCCCCUGAUUCUCCAGCUCAUCAACGUUGCCGACGAUGAAAGCGCCCCCGACCCUUCAAGCGAUCCUUAUCGAUCUCCCGGCGCUGCUCGCCGUUCCGAGUGGGCAGAGUUCCACCAUAUCCCCAACCGGAGGUUCAACGACUUUGGCGACGUCAAGCGCGAGAUUGAGAACGAGACAUCUCGUGUUGCCGGUAACAACAAGGGCAUUAACAGACAACCCAUCAACCUCAAGAUCUACUCUCCUCAUGUUCUCAACCUGACCCUGGUCGAUCUUCCCGGUCUAACCAAGGUUCCUAUUGGCGACCAACCCACCGAUAUCGAGAAGCAGACUCGAAACCUCAUUUCCGAAUACAUCGCCAAGCCCAACAGUAUCAUUCUCGCUGUGUCUCCUGCCAAUGUUGAUAUCGUCAACUCGGAAGCUCUCAAGCUUGCCCGUCACGUUGACCCUCUUGGCCGAAGAACCAUCGGUGUCCUGACCAAGGUCGACCUUAUGGACCAUGGCACCAACGCUCUGGACAUUCUUUCUGGCCGCGUCUACCCCCUGAAGCUUGGUUUCAUCGGUGUGGUCAACCGAUCGCAGCAGGAUAUCCUGGGAAACAAGCCUAUGGAGGAUGCCCUCCAGGCCGAAACAGAUUUCUUCAAGCAUCAUCCUGCUUACCGCAACAUCUCCAUCCGAUGCGGCACUCACUACCUGGCCAAGACCCUUAACACCACUCUCAUGGGCCAUAUCCGUGAACGUUUGCCCGACAUCAAGGCUCGGCUCAACACACUUAUGGGCCAGACUCAGCAGGAGUUGGCCAGCUAUGGGGAUAUGCACUUUAGUGGAAAAGAGCAUCGAGGCUCUCUCAUUCUCCAGCAAAUGACACGCUUCGCCAACUCCUUCAUUUCCUCCAUCGAUGGUACCUCGACUGAGAUUUCCACAAAGGAGCUCUGCGGUGGUGCCCGUAUCUACUACAUCUUCAACUCCGUUUUCGGUAGCUCCCUUGAUACUAUCGAUCCUACCUCCAAUCUUUCCGCCCUCGACAUCAGGACGGCGAUCCGAAAUUCGACUGGCCCUCGACCUAGUCUCUUCGUCCCUGAGAUGGCUUUCGACCUUCUUGUGAAGCCUCAAAUCAAGCUUCUGGAAAUCCCUAGUCAGCGUUGUGUUGAGCUUGUGUACGAAGAGUUGAUCAAGAUUUGCCAUACUUGCGGCUCCACUGAGCUCUCGCGAUACCCUCGACUCCAGGCUAAGCUUAUCGAGACAGUCUCAGACUUGCUCCGGGAGCGACUUGGCCCUGCUUCAUCAUAUGUUGAAUCACUCAUCUCUAUCCAGCGUGCUUACAUCAAUACUAACCACCCUAACUUCCUUGGCGCCGCCGCCGCCAUGAGCAACGUCGUCGGUGCCAAACAGGAGCGAGAGCGGAAAAAGCUAAUCCAGGAGGAGCGAGAACGCCGGGAAAAGCGCCGUCUGCAGGAGCUUGAGGUCGAGGGCGAUGGCCCUGAGAAUGAGGAUGGUGUUACUGGCCCUCUUGAAAAGUCCGAGAAGACCAAGUCAGGACGAGUCAAGGCCACCAAGCCUCCUCGCAGCAUAUCGCCUUCGCUUUCAGUCCGCGAGAACGGAACAUCGAGCCUCUCCGCCCACAUGAACGCCACACACUUGAACGGUCUACGAUCAGCCUCACCUGCCCGACUUAACCAACAGGGACUCGGCGGUGCUCGUGACUCUUUCCUGAACUACUUUUUCGGAAAGGAUGGCCAAACUAUUGGUGGUCCCCUUCCCAGCCCUAGUGGGAUCCCCAACGGACGACAUAUCAGUCAAAACUCCGAGACCAGUUUCCCCAUUGUGCGCCGGGAGAGGGACUUUGGCCGGCCGUCCACAGCCACAACGAUGGCCCCCGAGGAUGAUGUGUACGAUAGGACAGGGAAGAACUACGGCUUGGCUUCCCAAAUGGGAGAAUCCGCGGAGCCGGCCAUGACAGAGCGCGAGGCCAUGGAGACGGAGCUCAUCCGGGCUCUUAUCUCUUCUUACUUUAACAUUGUCCGCGAGUCCAUCGCCGACCAGGUUCCCAAGGCUGUCAUGCAUCUUCUCGUCAACCAUUGUAAAGACGUCGUCCAGAACCGCCUCGUCAGUGAGCUCUACAGAGAAGCUCUCUUUGAGGAGCUCCUCUACGAGGACGACGGCGUCAAGAAGGAGCGCGAGAAGUGUGAGCGUCUGCUCCAGACCUACCGUGAGGCAGCCAAGAUCAUUGGCGAGGUGCUGUAA
Fusarium sp. VM40 is the source of this 2439-nucleotide messenger RNA. The record is from the annotation of a GenBank genome assembly. Lineage: Eukaryota; Fungi; Ascomycota; Sordariomycetes; Hypocreales; Nectriaceae.